GGGCGGUGUUAAUAACUCAGUAUCGGAAGCCAUAUAAAAUCGUUCAAGUCUCUGUUUUGCUAGGGUUUUCUCUCGUUUCUCUAUAAAAUAUGUCUACUUAAAUUAUCAUCGAUUUUGGUGGAAUUGCAGCUUGCUUCAGCAAAAAAACAAAUUGAAGAACAGACGAAGCCGGAACCCUAAUACAAUUUUGCUCUCGAAGAACGAAUUACACAAACGCAAGUAGAUGAACAUGUUGACAACUAUGCUGGAUUCUCUGAUAAUCAUACCCGGUUUGCUGGUCAUGAGGAGGAAAUUGAUCGGAAGUUAAUGGAAGCCUUCUUCUUCAGGGAUGCUCUUCCACAUUACAAAUUGGCUGACAUUAUAUCUGGGGGAAGAAAUACAUUUUAGGAAAAGAAGAAGGCGAGCAAUUUCAGUGACUAAAAACAAGCGAUUGCAGAAAAAUUAUUGAGGGAUCGUUGAAGUCAAAAUCAGUAUGACAUCUUCAAAAGCAAGAAAAUCUUCAAUUGAGAUAAACUUCAAUGGCAUGUUUGUGACGAGUCCAUUUGCUUAUGAAGGAGGUGAAAUCAAAGCACUUGACAAUCUUGAUUUCACAAGCAUGGAAUACUCUGAGUUUUCUGAUUUCUUGAAGAAGGAAACAGAUGCAGACUGCUCAGGUAUAUAUUAUGUUAUUCCUGGCAAGGAAUUGCAUAAUGGAUUAAGGCUUAUAAAAAGUGAUUCGGAUUUCAAAAUUUUUGUUGAUUAUGGACAUAGAAGUAAGCGUAGAAUAGCAUUAUACCUUGAGCAUUUCGAUGAAGAUUUGACAGAGUACCUUGAGGGGGUUGAAGAUGUAGUAAACCACAAGGUGGAUGAGAGUGAAAAUGAAACAGACAGUAUGAGUGAUGAUGAUGAUGAUGAUGAUGUCGAUGAUGAUGAUGAUGAUGAUGAUGAGGAUGAUGAGAGUGAAGACACUGCUUCCAUAGAUCAUUUGUCAGCAGAUGAAGUAGAACUCAGUGAACUUAGAAAGAAGAAAAGAGCACGUACCAUCGAACCAAUCAUAUUUGGUUCAGGGCGAAAUAGUCUUUUUGAUGCUGAUGUUGAUGAACUGUCGAAAGAAGAUACUAUGGUAAUCGAACAUGAAAGCUUUUUGAAUGAGCUUUCAAUGUCUUUACAAAAACAGACACAUAAUAACAUCAAGAAUGAUGGAGUAAAGUAUCCUAGACAUAAUCCUAGGAUAUAUUGGAAACUGAUGAAACCUAUACUUGGUGAGAGAUAUGAAAGUCCCCAACAACUGAAAGAAUGUAUCACCAAUUAUGCAGUUGCCAAUGGUUAUCAGAUUUGGUUUGAAAGAAAUGAUCACAUGAGACUUCUUGCAAGAUGUUCCAAAAGAGCACAUGAUGAUGAAACAAAAUGCCCUUGGAGACUAUGGGCUACAUGGAUGGGAAAUGAGAAAUCUUUUCAGGUAAAGUCACUUGUAGAUGAGCAUAAAUGUGCAAGACACUUCAAAUCAGCUUCCCUUGUGAAUUACAAAUGGAUUGCAAACAAAUUUGCAUCCAAAAUAACACAAGAUCCUGAAAUCAAGCUAGUUGAUUUACAAGCUGCUGUGUUGAAAAAAUACAAGUGUCAAGUGAGUAUAAGAUUAUGUCAUAAAGCAAGAGCAUAUGCAUUAAGUGAAUAUGAGCAAGGUGGAAAACUACAUUAUGGUAAAUUAUGGGAGUAUGCUGAAGAGAUUAAGAGAAGUAACCCUGGUAGCACAGUCAAGAUGAAUGUAAAAGUCAACCCUGAUGAUGGGAAGACUUAUUUUCAAGGUUUCUAUGUGUGUUUUCAAGGUUUGAAAGAAGGGUGGAAGCAUGGGUGUAGAAGAGUGUUGGGAUUGGGUGAAUGCUGUUUAAAAAGUGUUUAUAAAGGUGUAUUGUUAUCUGCUGUAGGUAGGGAUGCAAAUAACCAGAUAUAUCCAGUAGCAUGGGCUGUAGUUAAUGUUGAAAAUAAAGAGAAUUGGAGUUGGUUUCUUAAAUUGAUUAAAAAAGACCUCAAUCUUGAUGAUGGGACAGGUGUCACUCUUAUAUCUAACGAACACAUGGGAGUAAUUGAAGCAGUGAAUGAUGUGUUGCCACAAGCAGAACACAGACAAUGUGCCAGACAUAUUUAUGAUGAUUUUACCGAAAAGUUUACUGGAGGGCAGUUUCGGCGUCUUUUUUGGGAGGCUUGCAAAGCUUCAUAUCCUCAACAAUUUGAUAAGGUAAUGGAAGAGAUCAGAGUGGAAAAUCCUGAUGCAUAUCAAUACUUAAUGGAUAAAGACCCCUCUACAUGGUCAAGGGUCUUCUUUCAAACUAAUGUAGGGUGUGAUGCUGUUGAAAACGGGAUUAGUGAGUGUUUUAACUCACUAAUCUUUGAUUUAAGGAGAAAACCCAUUGUCACCCUACUUGAAUCCAUCAGAGUCAUAGUAAUGGAUAGAAUGUCAAAAAUGAGAGUUGAAGCUGAAAACUGGGAUGAUGAUAUUUGUCCCACCAUUCGAAAGAAACUUGAACACACAAAAGAGUUAGAAAGGUUUUGGCGUGUGAUACCAUGUGGUGGAUCUUUGUUUGAGGUAAAACAUGGAGCUGAUAUUUUCAUGGUGGAUGAAAUUGGGAAAACAUGUAGUUGCAGGACAUGGCAAUUGUCAGGUUUACCUUGUCCUCAUGCGAUUGCUGCUAUAUUCUACAUCAACAAGCUUCCGGAAACUUAUGUUUCAGAUUGGUUCCGGAUGAAGAUGUGGAAUGAGGCGUACAGUCAUCAUGUGAAGCCAUUGAAUGGAAUCAAAAUGUGGCCUGAAACAAAGGGGGUUACCCCUUUAGCACAAAAGCCAGCUGUAAACACGCCUAAAAAAAGAGGGAAGUUGAGAAAAAGGAAAAGGGAUGCAAUGGAAGUGUAUGUGUCUAGUGGAAGUGGGGCCAUGGUGGCACAUGUGUCUGGUGGUGGUGUGGUGGUGCAUAGUUCUGGUGGAGGGACAGUGGAUAGGGAAGGAAGAAGGAUGACUUGUAAGAAGUGUUUACAGGUGGGGCAUAAUGUGAGAUCAUGUAAGAAUGAAAAGAGGGAUUCACCAAGAAAGGAGGCUAGACAGGCUGGAAGGAAGAAGGUGAUUAUUGUUAGUGAGGGGGGAGGUGGAGGACGUACAGGUGGCAGAGGUGGAAGAAGGGGGAGAGGAGGUGGGAGAAAGGGUUUGUUUGGAUCAGAUCAUAUUACGGAAGAUGAUGUGAUAGGGUGUGGUGAUGACAUUCCUCUUGCUGUAUGGCCACCGCUUGGAGUACCACUUCUUUUGGACAAACAACAUGUGGAGGUUGCAAAACAAGAAGAAACUGGAAUGGAAUUGACAUUAGAAAAUCAAGAGGAAAGUGGAAUGGAAUUGACAUCACAAAAUAAAGGAGUAGAAGUCAGAGACAAAGAGGCUAGCACAAAUAAAGAUGAAGGGCCUAUCUCACAUGGUGUUGAAGACCCUAUCCCCAUUAAGGUUGAAGGCUCUCCUCCUCCUAUACCACAUGAAGAAGAUAAAGGGCCUAUUCCAAUUCAAGUUGAAGACCCUAUCCCACAUAAAGAUCAAGAUACUCCCUCAAAUAAAGAUCAAGAGCCUAUCCAAAUUAAAGAACAAGACCCCUCUAUCAUAAGUGAAGAUCAAGGGCCUAUUCCAAUUGAGGUUGAGGACCCUGAAGAUCAAGAACCUAUCCCAACUAAAGAACAAGAACCCUCUAUCAUACAUGAAGAUCAAGGGCCUAUUCCAAUUGAGGUUGAAGUUGAGGACCCUAUAUCACAUGAAGAUCACGAAUCUAUCCCAACUAAAGAUCAAAAGCCUAUUUCAAAUGGAGAACAUGAACAUCAAGAGUUUAUACCAAAUGAAGCUAAAGAGUCUAUCCCAAGUAGAAAUGAAGAUAAAAAACCCAUCCUAGAUAAAGUUCAAGAGCCCAUGGCAAAUGAAGAUGAAAAGCCCAUUCCAGAUGAAGGUCAGGAGCCUACUCCACAUGAAGAUAAAGAGUCUAUUCCUAUUCUACCCCAGAAAGAAAUGAGAUCACAAGUUUCAACAAGUGAAAGGAUAGUUAAGAACAGGUUGAGGAAUGGUAGUGUGGAGAAAGAUGGGGAAGGAAGCAGCAGUAUGGAGAAAGCAAAAGCAGUGAUGUUAGAUAAUUAAAAGUUUUAGGAUGUUAUUUUUUUUUAUUUUUGUUUAAAUAGGGGUUUUUGUUUUUUCUGAUCAUGUGAACAUGUUUGGUUGGUUGGUGGGGUGGGUGCCUUUGAAUUGCUAUUGUGGUUGUGGUGCCUUUUGAACAUAUGUGUAUGGGACUUGGGACUUUUAUUGCA
Molecule: messenger RNA, 4302 nt
Organism: Lactuca sativa (garden lettuce)
Lineage: Eukaryota; Viridiplantae; Streptophyta; Magnoliopsida; Asterales; Asteraceae
Molecular function (GO): zinc ion binding
Source: RefSeq, a predicted model, not a curated record